UCUGGCGCAUGCGCACAGCAGCCUCCCAGGGAGCUGUCCAAAGACGGUCGGUGCUGGAGUGUUUGGCCAGAACUCACACACACACACACACACACACACACACACAAUGGAGGAAGAGUUAAAAUGUCCCGUGUGCGGGUCCGUGUUCAAGGAGCCCAUCCUGCUGCCUUGCUCGCACAACGUGUGUCUGGCGUGUGCCCGCAGCAUCAGCGUGCACACCCCGGACGGCGAGCCCCCGGCGCAGCAGAGCCGAGCCUCGGCCAGCUCGGACUACGACUACCUGCUGGACGUGGACAAGAUGAGCCUGUACAGCGAGACGGACAGCGGCUACGGUUCGUACACGCCCUGCCAGCUCAAGUCGCCCAACGGCGUCCGGGUGUUCCCUUCUUCCGCUUCCGCCGCCGCGCAGCGCCUCUGCUCGCUCACCUGCCCGCUGUGCCACCGCAGCGUCUCGCUGGACGAGCGCGGGCUGCGGGGCUUGCCUCGGAACCGGCUCCUGGAGGCCAUCGUGGCGCGGUACCAGCAGCACCGAGCCGCGUCCGCGUCCGCGUCCUCGACCGCGUCCGCGUCCUCCUCCGGGGCCCCCAAGUGUCAGCUGUGUGACCGCAACCCGGUGGACGCGGCGGUCAUGUGCGAGCAGUGCGACGUCUUCUACUGCAACGCCUGCCAGCAGCGGUGCCACCCGUCCCGCGGCCCGCUCGCCAAGCACCGCCUCGUACCGCCGCCGGCUCACAGGCCCGGUCGGGCGGCCUCCGCGGCGGCCGGCCAGCCCCCGGUCACCGCUCGCAAGCCGGCGACUUGCGUGGAGCACGAAGCGGAGAACUUCGUCAUGUACUGCUGCGGCUGCAGGGCUCCGGUGUGCGCCAAGUGCUUGGAGGACGGGAGGCACGCCAAACACGACGUCAAGCCGCUGGCCCUCAUGUGGAAGCAACACAAGUGUCAGCUGUCGCAGGCCCUCAACGGCGUCUCGGACAAAGCCAAAGAUGCCAAAGAGUUCCUGGUCCAGCUGAAGAACAUGCUGCAGCAGAUCCAGGAGAGCGGCGUGGAGUUUGAAGCCUGCCUGGUGGCUCAGUGCGACUCGCUGAUCGAGGCGCUGACGCGUCAGAAAGCCAAACUCCUCACCAAAGUCACCAAGGAGAAGGAGUACAAACUCAAGGUGGCACGUGACCAGAUCAGCCACUGCACCAUGAAGCUGCGCCAGACCACGGGCAUGAUGGAGUUCUGCCUGGAGGUGCUGAAGGAGAACGACCCCAGCGGCUUCCUCCAGAUCUCUGACGCCCUCAUCAAGCGUGUGAUGUCGUCUCAGGACCAGUGGGUCAAAGGUAACCUGGAAGCCAAGGUGGGCCCUGAGUUCCAUCUCACCCUCAGCACCGACUCGCUGCUCCAGACCAUCCUGCAGCUGGACUUCUGCCAGGGCAAAGAUGUGCAGGACACGCCCUUAUUGGCAGCAGCAGGCAGUGCUGAGGCCGACACCGACACGGAGAGUCCAGGAGUGGAGAGCGGGCCCUCCGUGCCGCCGGCCCCCCUCCUGCAGCUGGAGAAGUGCUGCAGCAGGAACAACAGCGCCACCCUGGCCUGGAGGGUAACUGCGGCUCAAGCCAACCCCAUCGAAGGCUACAUCCUGGAGCUGGACGACGGCAACGGGGGACAGUACAGGGAGGUUUACGUGGGGAAGGAAACGGUGUGCACGGUGGAUGGACUCCACUUCAACAGCUCCUACAACACCAGAGUGAAGGCCUACAACGCCAUCGGGGUGGGACCCUACAGCAAGACGGUGGUGCUGAGGACGUCUGACGUGGCUUGGUUCGCCUUCGAUCCCACCUCAGCUCACAGGGACAUUGUGCUGUCCAACGAGAACCAGACGGUGUCCUGUAACAGCUAUGACGAUCGCGUGGUGCUGGGGACCGCCGCCUUCUCCAAGGGUGUCCACUACUGGGAGGUGUGUAUCGACCGCUACGACAACCACCCAGACCCCGCCUUUGGCAUCGCCAGGAUCAACACCAUGAAGGACAUGAUGCUGGGCAAGGACGACAAGGCCUGGGCCAUGUAUGUGGACAACAACCGCUCCUGGUUCAUGCACAACAACUCGCAUACCAACAGGGCAGAGGGAGGCAUCACUAAGGGCUCAACCGUGGGCGUCCUCCUGGACCUCACCAAGCACACACUGACCUUCUUCAUCAACAAGCAACAACACGGGCCGACUGCCUUCGAGAGCCUGGACGGGGUCUUCAUGCCCGCCGUCAGCCUCAACAGAAACGUGCAGGUGACCUUAUCAACGGGUCUGGAGGUGCCCAAAAACUGCACACAAUAGGUAACUGGGGCCCCCAUCUUGUAUCCACACUAACAAUUCCAACGACACCGCCCUCUAAAGGUUCCCCUCCGCCUGUCCGCUCCGUCAUGAGGCGUCAGAGACUCUCAGACAUUCUUCUUCAUUUGACUUCCUUUCUAACAGCGACAUUCAGACCUGAUGGCUUGCCCCGGACUAGCCAACGUGGACGUGGACAGCCACGAGUGUCUGGGCUUGUUGGGGCGUGGCCUAUUUGGUGCCGCUCUGGCUUGAGCACGCUCGAGUCAUCAUCCGUCGUCGCCCAGGUAGCAGGUUAGCUGGCCGUGUUUGGCCAGUCACGUGACGGGUGCUUGGCGUCCUCUGUGACCUUUGUUGACUUUGCUGCAUCUCUGCUGUCCGCACUUGUGUGACUUAAAGUGCUCAUGACCUCAACACGCGUUCACCUCAUCUUUGGCAUGUUCCGUGUUGGAUGUCCCUCCAACAGCAAAUAUUGGCCACUUGAUGAUGUUCAUCACCUUCUCCUGAGUGGGGGAGGAGUCACAGGGAUUUCCCAUCCUCUGCAAUGCUUUUGCCACUCUUACGGUCUAUGGUCUUGGUUAUCGUACUGUAUAUUUAGCAUUCAUCUCUAGCUGAUGGGCCAAAUGUUUCCAUGCUGCCCCACAAGCCGUUGGAGCGUGGAAAAGCUAAGUUGGAGCCCAGGUGCUGACGGCGGCUAAUGCUGUGCCGUGUUAUGAUGCCAGCGGCUGUAGUGUGCAACAGGAAGUCCAAAGGCUUGUCUCAGAUUGCAGGGUCAUUACAAGAGCUAGCUGCUAGCGGCUACCACUGCCAGUAACCCCCCCAACACAACAUGGGUCACUUUAGCCUUCCAUUGUGUUAUUGUGUGACUGUCACGGCCUUGGCUUGGCUGCGCUCACAUCACUCAUACGUCCUCGUUAUUGUCUAUGACAGCAGUAUGACCUCAUGUCCCUCAUUAUGAGAAGUGAGUUUCAAAUGUAGGAUUAAUAUUAAUAAAUGGAAUAUUGGUGUAGUUAGAGCCUAGAAAACCAGUGCAUGACUUUCUGAAUACAUUUCUUACUUUACGAGUAACAAACUAUCCUUCGAUGUACUUAUUUGGCGUCAUGAGCACUUUAAAGGUUUUUGAAACUGGUUUGCUUCAUUUAGCGUGAGGAUUUCAACUCUUUGCUAUCGGUUAUCCGUGAACACAAGCAGGCACCACUAGGUAGUGUGCUGCCCCAGUCUGCUCCUGCAUAACAUCCCAGACAUGCUGGUGGGCCUGUUCUGCUGACCGCAGGCCAGACUGAUUGAUUGCAGUCUAAGCUCAUCAGUCCAUGAAGACUACAGGAGAGAUCGAACAUCUCAAACACAAUCCCAACAACUCCAGCGCGAGACAAACGGAGCAAAAGCAGCGAGGCUUCUGUGUUGUCUCUGGAGACGUAAAGUGAAUAUUUUAUACCUAACGUUGGGAGAGGAGUGAGCUUUGCCUCAUGGUCAUUUUAUAGCGCUCUUCUUGUAGUUUCCCUAGUGUAGUUUCCCUGCAGUGUCACCUUCAAAGGAGGAAGUGGCAACAGGUGAACUUGCUGCUACCAGCCAUCACUGUGACCAACCGAUGACGAUAUUGUACAGUGGGGGGGCAUUGUUGCCAGACAGCGCCCUGUAGACAGCUUCAGGUGCUGUGGAGUUGAAAUGGACAUAGAUAUAGAAAGGAAAGUGAGCAUCUAUCAGGUUUACAGAAAGAGUACUAUUGUAUUACAUUGUAAAUACUUUCUGCAUUGAUGUUUACUGCCCUCUGCUGUCCCACGUAGGAACUACAACUUGAAGUGUGACAAAGCCAUUGCUGUCCAGGCACAUCUUCUCCUUCCAUACAAAUAGAGAUGCCCACCCGUGUAGAUGUCAGUGUGAGCACCUGGAGGGAAGGCCUGGAACAAAUGGGGUGACCAUGAAACAUCACAUGACUCCCGGCACAUCGCUGCUGGAGAAUUAUGAGGGGAGGGGGGCUGCACUGUAUUCAGGCAUGCGCCCCCCCUCAUCACAGCAUGCCAAAUGUCUUCCUCGGAAAGGAAAUGUUUGUUUCCAAGGGACCCCAGGGGACGUUAACGUCACAGGCAGGAAAAAAGGAGCGCUUGAUUUGCUCAAAGCCACCAAAGUACAGUUAAUCUGGCCUCACUGAGGAGUUGUUUCAAAUGAUGAUUAUCAGAGCUAUUUAUAUGACCAGAUGUACGUAAUGUUACAUACAUAUAUAUCAAUAUAUGAUAUUUCUACAUACAGCAGAUACUUGGAAUCAACACUACUUCAUGUUGCAAGUGGCAAGACUAUGGUGGUGAGCAUCGCCUGGGAUAGAAGUCCAUCAAAACCACACAGGUCAGCUGACAGGCACGUGGACAGAAAUAUUGAGACACCUCGUGCAGGACAGGGCUGAAUGUGGUGUGGUCCGGCCCGCCAGACCACCUUCAUUAAAGGGCUAACUACAUCACGUCCCCACAGCGGACAGCCCAUAAUAUGCUGAUGUGACAUUGGAUGCGACAUCAUUAACGUGGAGUCAUUGUGCAGCAUGCCCCUUUACCUCAGAACGUCUGCAUAUCUUUAGAUUGAUGUUAUGGUGCUUGGGUCGGGAGGUGGUGCAUGCAAUCAUUUAUUGACUUAAUAUGUACAUAUAUUUAUGAAUACACGUUUCUGCUGUUGAUAUGACUUUCUUUCAACCGAGUGAUAGAAGUUAGCAUUAACGCUCUUCAUUCACUUUUAUUCACCUCAUCAUCUACCAUCCUGUGUGAGACAUGAACACGUCUUUGUCUCCUCUGUGUGUUGUAAGAUACACAAAGAGGUAGAAAGAGGCAGCUAAUGGAUGCACGUCAUGGGACACAUGUAUUGGGCCUAGCAAGGCAGCUAUUCAAAGAGAUCCAAAAAGCUCCACCAAGGUUUUCUAUCCAUGCUGUGAGCAUGUAGUAACAGCUACAUGGAUGCUAACAUGUCAUACUUGGGAGUAUUUUAGUAGAACUUCCUUCCUGGGUGCUUUGAUGUCACAUAGCAACAUAGAAAGGAAGGCCACACCUAGCCUCCAAAACUAAAAUAUGUAGCGUUAGUCGCUGUGGUGAGGCGAGGCGUCGCUACACCAGUAAGGUAGUUCUUGGAUGUAACAAUGUUUAUAAUAAUAAUAAUAAUAAUAAUAACAAUGUCUUCAUAAGCAGCUGACAUGAUGGACAUGCAGCCUUGGUGGCUUCUUGGAGGUGGAAUAGGUGUGUCCCUUCAGAUCUCUUUUUAUACCUUUAGAAGACACAGGAGACAAAGACGUGUUCAUGUCUGACGGAAGGAUGGUGGAUGAUGGCAACGUUCCAAAAAUGGUUCUUUUCCUUUACCCCCCCUUGCCAAGCUGUGAAUGUUUUGUACAAGUACAUGUUUUCUAUAGGAGCAUCCAUUGAGGAAGAAAGGCCCACAGACUGACGUGUCUGGGUGGUUUGUGGAAAAUAAAGGACUAUGAUGACCAACGUGUCUGCCGUGGAGCUCUGACAUCACAGUCUGGUCCAGACUGAACCAGCAUCCACAUGUCAUGUUAGGUCAUUUUAUGACAAUUAAAUGGUGACAACCGGCUUGGUAAAAUCACAGUUGAUGUGUCCAUGAGCAAGGCAUUGAGUCCUCUCCCCUGUACUGUAUUUAAUAGUGGCUUGAGUCUGGAUGCCAAUGUCCCCAAACCCCCCCGUUGUUUGUCGGCAUCAGAAGCCAUCUCACCUGGGUUUAGGCGAGUGGCGGGACGUUUAUUUAUUUCUUCACGUCCUGAUGAGAUGUUUCCCCCGGGUCUCAGGUCCCAAAAGGGAGAAGGUGUCAGUUCUUCUUCCCCUCCAAGACCAAGGCUGGACAAGCAACUUGCGACGUCACCAUUGGACCAGGCUGUGCAGAGGCCCCGCCCCUCCGGUGGCGUAGAGCCGCUGUGGCGUACCGACCUCAUCUGCCUCCCCUUUUGCCCUUGAUGGUCCUGAUCUCCUUGGAGCUGAGGAUCAGCAUGCCGUUUUUGAAGCGGCCCACCUGUCCCGUGGGAGCUGAUGUGGUCUUCUUGUCCCUGCUGCAGACGCACGCAUACGCAUGUGUGAUUCAGCCUAGUAGACGGGUGGCUGUGCCCCCUUGUACAGACACAACCAUAACGUUCCAAUAGCCUAGUGUAAACACUCUACAGCCAUCCCUUCUGACCGACCCCUGGCCCUCCAGCCACCAAAGCUGACCGUGAGUCCAGUUCCACAGACCGGCCUCCUCCUUUGGAAAUUUAAUAUUACUUCAAAGACGUUUUUCACGUUAUUAGGGCUCUCUAGCCAUGAAAUAACAUCCCUAUAGUCACCUUUCCUCUCCUAUUAUCCAAUA
Messenger RNA from Doryrhamphus excisus (bluestripe pipefish), 6631 nucleotides. RefSeq names its product tripartite motif containing 67 (gene trim67). Lineage: Eukaryota; Metazoa; Chordata; Actinopteri; Syngnathiformes; Syngnathidae. The record is from RefSeq and is a predicted model, not a curated record. Gene Ontology annotation, molecular function: protein binding; zinc ion binding. Gene Ontology annotation, cellular component: cytoplasm.